ACGAACCCGGUCGGACCGAGUGGCGAGUGGAGCCACAGACUCACAAUUUCAUAGAACCCGAAACCAAUUUCGUCUGAAGAGGAGGAGAAAACAUGGCGAAGGCGGGGCCUGAUGCGCAUAGCAACACAGCAGCAGUUCAAGCCACAAACGACGACGCUUCGGCCAGUAAACUGUCAUGUGUCAAGAAGGGGUACAUGAAAGAUGACUACAUCCAGUUAUUUGUAAGAAGGCCUGUCAGGAGAUCUCCCAUUAUUAAUCGCGGUUACUUUGCCCGUUGGGCUGCUUUUCGAAAGCUUCUCUAUCAGUUUCUCGAUUGUCAAGGAGAUAUGGAUGGACAAGGUCACACAAAGAAGCAGAUAUUAUCACUUGGAGCUGGCUUUGAUACGACAUUUUUUCAGUUGCAGGAUGAAGGGAAAGCGCCAUAUCUAUAUGUGGAACUGGAUUUUAAAGAGGUAACCAGUAAAAAGGUGACACUUAUUGAAAGUUACAGUCAGUUGAGGGACAAAGUUGGUGGAGCAGUAUCGAUCUCACGAGAGAAAGGAGAAGUGCUUAGUGAUCACUACAAGCUACUUCCCAUUGAUUUGCGUGAUGUACAAAAAUUAGAUGAUAUCAUAGCUCUGGCUGAUAUGGAUCCCAGUCUGCCAACAUUUAUAAUUGCAGAAUGCGUUUUAAUAUACUUGGAUCCGGAUUCAUCCCAGGGUAUAGUUGGCUGGGCUGCAAAAACAUUUUCUACAGCAAUUUUUUUCUUAUACGAGCAGAUCCAUCCAGAUGAUGCCUUUGGGCAGCAAAUGAUCAGAAAUUUGGAGAGUAGAGGCUGUGCACUCCUAGGAAUUAAUGCUACACCGACUUUACUUGCUAAGGAAAAACUCUUUCUUGAUCAAGGAUGGCAGAGGGCAGCUGCUUGGGACAUGCUGAGAAUUUAUAGUGAUUUUAUUGAAGCUCAAGAAAGACGAAGGAUUGAACGGCUGGAAUUGUUCGAUGAAUUUGAAGAGUGGCACAUGAUGCAGGAGCACUACUGUGUGGCUUAUGCAAUCAAUGAUGCCAUGGGUCUCUUUGGGGAUUUUGGUUUUCCGAAAGACCAGCAACACGUGCUUAACCUCUCGUCAUCUCCGCCAUGAGAGCAUGGAGAUUCACUAUUAAAUCCAAGUUUGGUUAAACUAUUAGAAUCAGUGAAGCAAGUGAUGCAGGCACGUGCCAGGUCCACGGACUUGGGGUUUGUGAGGUAAAAACAAUGGUCUGGUCUUGCUAGACUCCAGAAGGAUUGUGUUUUAUUUGUUCUACUCGGAAUACAGAUCCAUUUAUUUGUCCUUCAUUUUGUUUUAUUAUAUUAUUGUAUAUAUAUUUUGCUAGCUAUUUAGCAAAGAAACGUGGCGGGCUCCACUCAGCUCCAAUGAUGACUCAAUUUAUUGGGUUGUGGGGUCUUUGCAUGGUUGUUUCUAUAUUAAUGUGAUUU
Messenger RNA from Juglans microcarpa x Juglans regia, 1453 nucleotides. RefSeq names its product leucine carboxyl methyltransferase 1 homolog. NCBI's taxonomy places the organism in Eukaryota, Viridiplantae, Streptophyta, Magnoliopsida, Fagales, Juglandaceae. The transcript is spliced from 13 exons. Gene Ontology annotation, biological process: methylation. The record is from RefSeq and is a predicted model, not a curated record. Bases 93 to 1118 code for a protein of 341 amino acids. Gene Ontology annotation, molecular function: methyltransferase activity.